Lycium barbarum (goji berry) is the source of this 462-nucleotide messenger RNA. Its product is annotated as probable cinnamyl alcohol dehydrogenase 1. Gene Ontology annotation, biological process: lignin biosynthetic process. NCBI's taxonomy places the organism in Eukaryota, Viridiplantae, Streptophyta, Magnoliopsida, Solanales, Solanaceae. The coding region runs from base 1 to 462 and encodes 153 amino acids. The transcript is spliced from 3 exons. Gene Ontology annotation, molecular function: cinnamyl-alcohol dehydrogenase activity. The record is from RefSeq and is a predicted model, not a curated record.
AUGGAGUGGCAGAAGCGUGGGGGGACAGGAGAAGGUGGGGUGUCAGAAGCGAGUGGGGAUGAUGAUGGUGGAGACAGGAACGCUAUACCUUGGGGAAGAAAACUCAUACAGCACUGGCCAUCAGUCACAAUUAAUCACUUAGUUAACUGGACAUCUCAGACCAGAAAUGAUUUGAAUUUGAACACACCAAUAAUGAAGCAAGAAAUUCAUCAGUAUAUUUGUGUACACAGAAAUGAAGUUGUUGGUGAAGUGGUGCAGGUAGGGCCAGAGGUGACAAAAUUCAAAGUGGGGGACACAGUUGGAGUUGGAUUGCUAGUUGGAAGUUGCAAGAAGUGCAGGCCUUGCAAGCAAGACAUAGAGCAAUACUGUGGCAAGAAAAUAUGGAACUACAAUGAUGCCUACACUGAUGGCAAGCCCACCCAGGGUGGUUUUGCUAAUUUCAUGGUGGUUGAGCAAAAGUAA